Elaeis guineensis (African oil palm) is the source of this 763-nucleotide messenger RNA. NCBI's taxonomy places the organism in Eukaryota, Viridiplantae, Streptophyta, Magnoliopsida, Arecales, Arecaceae. The record is from RefSeq and is a predicted model, not a curated record.
AUGCACAAGAAAGAGAGGGAGAGCACGGCGAAUGAUGGGUGGCAUGGUGGGAGUGCCGAGAACGUGGCUGCCCAUCUCGAUGAGAGUGUCGAGACGGUCGCCAUUUUGGAGAAGAGAAAGCCCCUCGCCCCCCACCUCCCCCCCGCUCCCCCCACCGACCUCGCCCGCGCCGCCACCGCCGCCGCCCACUCCGCCUCCCGCAACGCCUCCUCCACCGUCCGCAGCCUCCCCCUCCCCGCCAACCCGCGCGGCUGCGCCGCCCUCAGCGACUGCACCUCCCUCCUCUCCAACGCCGCCGGCCAGCUGGCCCGCACCGAGGCCGAGCUCCGCCGCCUCCGCCCAGGCACGCUCCGCUGGCAGCUGGACAACGCCCAGACCUGGGCCAGCGCCGCCAUGACCUGCCAGGACACGUGUCUCGACUCCUUUCGUGGGCUUGCGGGGCCCACCCGGGAUGCCGUCGCCGGCCAGGUGGUCCAAGUCUCCCAGCUGACCAGCAACGCUCUUUACCUCAUUGCUCGCCUAGCCUCCGCCCAGGGCCGGGGCCGUUGACAUGUAUACUUUGACCGGCGUCCAGAAUCUAGCUGCCGAGAUGCCUACUGUGUUAUGUUGUUAAAAAUGUAAUGGGAAACCUUGUGGUGUGGGGGGGCAUAACUAUCGUAAGUGGGUUUUCCUUUUUUUUUUUCCCUUAUAAAAAGUUGUAAGAUAUUGCUGUGUGGAACGUCUGAAUCCUGGUGAAAGUAAAGCUUCAGUGAGUGCUUCUGUA